Messenger RNA from Lactuca virosa, 1230 nucleotides. Lineage: Eukaryota; Viridiplantae; Streptophyta; Magnoliopsida; Asterales; Asteraceae. The record is from the annotation of a GenBank genome assembly.
AUGAGUGUUCUUGGCGAACACCCAGAAGUAAUCAUCAACAAGAAAGAUCUACAGGUAUGGAACAAUGCAGUGUUCGACAAUGGCGCUGAUUCCGAGAGCUUGAAUUCGAACAAUCUCAUCAAAUCGCCAUCGUGGUUUGUGAAGAAACCAGUAACCGUAAACCGAUCUUCCGAUUCUUGCGACUCUAUCCAUUCUUCGUUUUCCAGUAAAGAAAACCAAAUCCCAAUUAGCUCCUCGAAACCCUCUGGUUUCGUUCAUCACCCCCUUCACAAGUCGAAGCCCUUGAAGAAUCUUCCAUUUGGGUUAUCAAAAUCAGGUGUUCUUGAGAAUUUGGAGGAGAAAACCAAUGAGGAGAUUGAAAUCGAGAAUGAAAUCAGUAGGUUGUAUGCAAGAUUGGAGGCAAUUAGACUCGAAAAACAGGGGAAACCAGUCGCUGCUAAGGUUGUGGAGCCUCUCAAGAACAAGGAUUCCGGAGUUAAAAAGAUCGAAGAAUCGGGUUUUCCUAAAACCAAGAUUAAACGAAGAGGUUUUAGUUUGGGACCUAACGAGAUCAUGUAUACAACAAAUCCAAAAUCAAAACAAUCAGGUACCACUCCAAUUCAAUCCACACAGAACAGAAGGCAAUCUUGUUUUUGGAAACUAGAUGACAUUGAAGAAGAAAGAAUUGGGUUCUCGAGAGGCAAACCCCGGCAAGCAAUCACAACCGUCGGAUCGAAAAGGCCGACAAAAAAAGACGAUCUGAUUCUCGGAAGUAUUCACCCCAAGAAACUAUUUGGAGAACAAUCGGUUCCUGCUAAGAAGCCAUUGAAGCCCGGUAGGGUGAUCCCGAGUCGCUACAACCAAGCCACCGUCACUUCAUCAAUGAGGAAAAGAUCGGCAAUCGAUAACAUCAUCGGAGGAAAAUCUCGUGGGACCGAGGGUCGGCUGAAGAAGAAAUGGGAGAUUCCUAGUGAGAUUGUGAUCCCAAAAAAGUUGGAUCUUGAAGACGAUUAUAGCGAGAAUGGCUCCGGGGAUUUUGCUGGUUCUAUCGAUGUUGUGGCGCCAUUGAUGAUGCAAGAGGUGGUGCCGGAGGCAUUGCCGAGGAUUAGGGCUGUCCGGUGUGGUGAUGAGCCGGGUCGGGAUUCGGGUCCGGCGAAGAGGGUGGCUGAGUUGGUUGGGAAGAAGUCUUACUUUGGGGGUUGUGUCGAUGAGGAAAGAGUUUGUCAAAUAUUGAGUUUUGAAGAAGAUUGA